This is a messenger RNA of Candida tropicalis MYA-3404, 2157 nucleotides long. RefSeq names its product medium-chain fatty acid-CoA ligase (gene FAA21). The record is from RefSeq and is a predicted model, not a curated record. Gene Ontology annotation, molecular function: long-chain fatty acid-CoA ligase activity. NCBI's taxonomy places the organism in Eukaryota, Fungi, Ascomycota, Pichiomycetes, Serinales, Debaryomycetaceae. Bases 1 to 2157 code for a protein of 718 amino acids. Gene Ontology annotation, cellular component: endoplasmic reticulum; membrane. The transcript has a single exon. Gene Ontology annotation, biological process: long-chain fatty acid metabolic process.
AUGCCAGCAUUAUUUAAAGAAUCGGCAAAACAUAUUCUCGACACCAUUGCAGCCGAUCUCCCUCUUGAUCAAAAAUUGGCUUCAAUUGCUGUCCCACUUGAAAACUCCGAAGAACCAGGCUUUUCUGCUAUCUACAGAAACAAAUAUUCCCUUGAUAAAUUAAUUGAUACCCCAUAUCCAGGAGUCGACACUUUAUACAAGUUGUUUGAAGUUGCUACAGAGGCAUACGGAGAUAAACCAUGUCUUGGUGCAAGAGUUAAAAAUCAAGAUGGUACUUUUGGUGAGUACAAAUUCCAAGAUUACAACACCAUUCGUCAAAGAAGAAACAAUUUGGGAUCUGGGAUUUUCUUUGUUUUACAAAAUAAUCCAUACAAAACUUCUUCUGAAGCUCAUUCCAAGUUGAAAUAUGAUCCAGCAAGCAAAGAUUCCUUCAUUUUGACCAUUUUCAGCCAUAACCGUCCAGAAUGGGAAUUGUGUGAUUUGACUAGUGUUGCUUAUUCGAUAACUAACACAGCCUUGUAUGAUACUUUGGGUCCAGAUACCAGUAAGUACAUUUUAGGUUUGACUGAAUCACCAAUUGUUAUUUGUUCAAAGGAUAAGAUUAAAGGGCUUAUUGAUUUAAAAAAAUCAAACCCAGAAGAAUUGUCCAAUUUAAUUGUCUUGGUAUCUAUGGAUGAUUUGACUACUGCUGAUUCUUCAUUAAAGAAUUAUGGGCAUGAACAUAAUGUCACCGUUUUUGAUAUGAAACAAGUUGAAAAAUUGGGUGAAAUCAACCCAUUGGAUCCAAUUGAACCAACUCCAGAUACUGAUUUUACUAUUACUUUUACUUCAGGUACUACUGGUGCUAAUCCUAAAGGGGUUGUUUUAAAUCAUAGAAAUGCUGUUGCUGGUGUUACUUUUAUUCUUAGUAGAUAUGAUGGGAAAUUUAAUCCAAGAGCUUAUUCUUUCCUUCCAUUAGCUCAUAUCUACGAAAGAGCAAGUAUUCAAUUUGCAUUGUCUAUUGGUUCCGCAAUUGGAUUCCCACAAGGUCCUUCACCAUUGACUUUACUUGAAGAUGUUAAGGUAUUGCAACCAGAUGGUUUAGCAUUAGUUCCUAGAGUUUUAACCAAAUUGGAAGCGGCAAUUAGAUCACAAACCAUUAAUAAUGAUGAAAAGCCAUUGGUAAAAUCUGUUUUCUCGACCGUUAUUAAUGCCAAGAUGGAUUUGCAAACCAAAGAUGAGAAUGAAAAUGUCAAUCCAAGUCUUCUUGUUUACGACCGUUUAUUGAACAUGUUGAGAAAAAAGAUUGGUAUGCAAAAUGUCCAAUAUAUCAGUACUGGUAGUGCCCCAAUUGCACCAUCAACCAUUCAAUUCUUGAAGGCCGCAUUGAAUGUUGGUAUUAUGCAAGGUUAUGGUUUGAGUGAGUCAUUUGCCGGAUGUAUGGCUUCCUCUAAGUUUGAACCAGAAGCCGCUACUUGUGGUGCUACCUCUAUCACCACCGAAGUUAAAUUAAAGGACCUUGUUGAAAUGGGAUACACUUCUAAAGAUGAAGGUGGUCCAAGAGGUGAGUUGUUAUUGAGGGGUCCACAAAUUUUCAGAGAAUAUUAUAAAAAUCCUGAAGAAACUGCCAAAGCCAUUGAUGAAGAUGGUUGGUUCCAUACUGGUGAUGUAGCUAAAAUUAACUCAAAAGGUAGAAUUUCUAUUAUUGAUAGAGCAAAGAAUUUCUUCAAAUUGGCUCAAGGUGAAUACGUUACUCCAGAAAAAAUCGAAGGUUUGUAUUUAUCUAAAUUUCCGUAUAUUGCACAAUUAUUUGUUCAUGGUGACUCCAAGGAAUCCUUUUUGGUUGCUGUUGUUGGAUUGGAUCCUAUUGCUGCUAAACAAUAUAUGGAACAUAGAUUCCACGACAAAAUUGUCAAAGAAGAUGACAUUGUUGAAUUCUUUAAGUCUCCAAGAAAUAGAAAGAUUUUGUUACAAGAUAUGAACAAACUGAUUGCUGAUCAAUUACAAGGUUUUGAAAAAUUGCACAAUAUUUAUGUUGAUUUCGAACCAUUAACUGUUGAUAGAGGUGUCAUUACUCCAACCAUGAAGAUUAGAAGACCAAUCGCAGUUAAAUUCUUCCAAGAUCAAAUUGAUGGUAUGUAUAAUGAAGGAUCAUUAGUUAAGAAUGGUUCUUUGUAG